AUGGUGGCACAGCGAUUUGGCGCCACGCCGCAGGACGACCUGACGACUGAACCAGAUCGGCCCCUGGAUAACAUCGGAGAGGACACCCAUCUCUUGGGUGUCGAUGUUGAUGGAGCUCCAAUAAAGAGCGCUGGCAAGGGCUGGGACAACCUGGUGGACUUCGAGGACUUGCCGUGGUGGAAACGACCAUCCGUGUUUUGGCUUUUGUUCCCCUAUGCACUCUAUACACUCGCAUUUGGGAGCAUGAUUGUCCCCAAGUUGAACCUAAUCCUGAACCUCGUGUGUCAACAUCAUUUCGCGAAUCAGAAGCUCCAGGAUCCCCGUCCGUCGUUCGACAGCAUCAUAAUUGGCAGCGAUAACCCGCAGUGCAAAGGCCCAGAGGUUCAAAAGCUUGCCGCCACCUUCAUGCUGGUUAUGAACCUUUGCACCGGGAUGCAUAGUGCCUUUGCCGCCCCCAAGAUCGGACAUUUGUCAGAUAGACAUGGUCGGCGCCGGCUUCUCGCGCUAGCUUGCUGCGGCGGGCUGUUGGGAGAGCUCAUCACCAUCCUGGCUGCCACAUUCCCUCAGACUGUCCACUACCGCUGGCUGCUGCUUGGCUCCAUUUUGGAGGGCUUCACCGGAUCCUUCACAGCCGUGGGCCUCCUCAUACAGUCAUAUACCAGCGACUGUACUCCCCCGUCCAAGCGUGCCGUCGCCCUCGGUUAUGUUCAUGCCUGCGUCUUCAUCGGCUUUGCCCUGGGACAGUUUCUGGGAGGGGAAAUCGUCAAGCUGACCGGAAGCUUGAUCUCCGUCCUCUACGUUUGCUUGGUGGCUCACAGCGUCUUCAUCCUCCUGGUGUGGUUUGUCGUCCCGGAAUCACUGUCGAAAAAGAAGCAAGUGGCAGCGCAAGAGAAGCAUCAUCAAGAGACCCAGCAGCGGGCAGGACAUGUCUCCUCCUCGUGGAUAUCUUGGGCCCGAGAGAAGAACCCACUUGCCGCACUUUCGAUCCUCUGGCCGCGAGAGCGUGGGACUUCGACAAGACUGCGCGUCAAUCUGGUCGCUCUCGCCGCUUGCGACAUGAUCAUGAUGGGAAGUGCCGUGGCGGCCAGCCAAGUAAUUAUUCUCUACGUCGAGUACGUUUUUGACUGGAAGACGCCAGAGGCGUCACGAUUCAUUGCGGCCACUUCUCUGGUGCGUGUCGUGGCUCUCAUGGGUGUUUUCCCCGUCAUCAACUACUAUUUUCGAGUCCGCCCUGCUGCCAGGAGAAGACGAGAGUCGGGUUUCGUUCCGCUGGACAAGAACAACGGCGCUGACAAUGUUGACAUCUGGAUCCUGCGGCUUGCUCUUUUGUCCGACGUCCUGGGUUUCGUUGGAUACACUGUCGCGAGAUCCCCAGCGCUCUUGGUUGCUAGCGGCAUGAUUACUGCGUUUGGGGGUCUUGGAGGUGCGACCAACCAAUCGGUCGUGACAAAGCAUGUUCCCCAGGACCGCGUUGGUAGGGUCUUGGGAGCAUUUGGGAUGCUGCAGGCUCUGGUCCGGGUCGUUGGCCCGGUUUUAUUCAACAGCCUGUAUGCCGCGACGGUCGCCACGUACCCCCAAGCCAUCUUUGUCGCCCUGGCCAGUCUUUUUAGUCUUGCCCUGAUCUGCAGCUUUUUAGUCACGCCUUUUGUUCACUGGGAAGAAGAUGCCGACCAAGAACCAGAGUCGCUGGACGGCCGCUCGACCGAAACCUUUGGCGCGAGUGGUUUGUAA
Messenger RNA from Ustilaginoidea virens, 1731 nucleotides. RefSeq lists its product as uncharacterized. The coding region runs from base 1 to 1731 and encodes 576 amino acids. The transcript has 4 exons. Gene Ontology annotation, biological process: transmembrane transport. Gene Ontology annotation, cellular component: membrane. Lineage: Eukaryota; Fungi; Ascomycota; Sordariomycetes; Hypocreales; Clavicipitaceae. Gene Ontology annotation, molecular function: transmembrane transporter activity. The record is from RefSeq and is a predicted model, not a curated record.